AUGCCCAGCUUCUCACGAGAGGACCACAAGUACCUUCAGGAGCCUUUCUCCAGGUCAUCCAUGCAGAGAUUUCUGCCCCUGUUUAGGGCACAGGGACGCUAUGCAAACAUUCACCAAGCCGCCAGCAGUAAAGGGGACCUACAAGCCAUGCCUGACUUGGAACAGAUGGGACCCGAAAGCGUGGAGAUGCGCAAGAGGCAGACGCCCGCCGCCGCCGCCGCCUCGCGGGACGCUGCAGGGGGCGCCAGCGCGGCCGCGCCGGGAGCUGGGAGUCGCGGCUCCAACGCCUGCUGCUUCUGCUGGUGUUGCUGUUGUAGCUGUUCGUGCCUCACAGUUAGAAACCAAGAAGAGCAGAGACCCACGAGAGCUGCCCACGAACUCAGAAUAAGCUUCCCAGCCUGUGAAGAGAGCCCAGCCCCCACUCUGGAGGAGGUCAGCGCUUGGGCACAGUCUUUCGACAGCCUGAUGGCCACACCUGCGGGAAGAAACGCUUUCCGGGAAUUCCUGCGCACAGAGUUCAGUGAGGAAAAUAUGCUCUUCUGGAUGGCCUGUGAGGAACUCAAGAAGGAGGCUAAUAAAAACGUCAUUGAAGAGAAAGCAAGGAUCAUAUAUGAAGACUACAUUUCUAUUCUUUCUCCGAAAGAGGUGAGCUUGGACUCACGAGUAAGGGACACCAUCAACAGCAACAUGGGUGAGCCGUCUGCGCACACGUUCGAUGAUGCCCAGCUGCAGAUCUACACCCUCAUGCACAGAGACUCGUACCCCCGGUUCAUGAGCUCCACCGUCUACAAGGACUUGCUUCAGUCCUUAACUGAGAAAGCAGCUGAGGCGUAG
This is a messenger RNA of Octodon degus (degu), 834 nucleotides long. It is a transcript of the gene Rgs20, whose product is annotated as regulator of G protein signaling 20. NCBI's taxonomy places the organism in Eukaryota, Metazoa, Chordata, Mammalia, Rodentia, Octodontidae. The coding region runs from base 1 to 834 and encodes 277 amino acids. The record is from RefSeq and is a predicted model, not a curated record. The transcript is spliced from 6 exons.